UUACAUUCCACCACUGCUGUCCGCACACUGUGUAUUACAGCAUCACAAACCAGCCAAAGUCGUCACAUACCGCUGCUUUGUCAGUGAUUUCUGUGUCAGACACCAACCACCAAAAGCCACUUUUCACAGCAGUACGAUACGCUGCUGGGCAGAACUUUUGAGGUGUUAUGAUACGCCACCAGUCGGCUGGACGGCACCUGUCACAAUGGAGGGGUUCAACCAACGCCAGACUUUCCAGGUGUUCACUUCUCAUAUGAAUGCAGAGUCAAACUAUUAUGGGUUUUUUUCCCAGUCUAACCAUGUGCUUUUGUAGAUGUCUCUGCGUUGGUUGCAGUGUCCCCGAACAUCAACAGCAGACGCAGGAGGACACCUAGCGCAUAAUAUGUAGAUGUGAAAGUCCACUGACAAAGCGGCGAUAUGUGACGACUUGGGAUAAGUCAGGAAUAAACCUCAAAGAUGCCAUUUGUUAGUAUCUCUGUAAACUUCCUGCACACUGCAGCCAUAUCACCCUGUCCUCACUGUUCUUACACAUUUCAAUAGUCUCUGCUAUGCGAUCAUAUUCCUAUCUUCAUCUAAUCAAUACUCUAAUGCACUUCUUUGUGAGCUGCUGUGCAUGGUUGGAUCUGAAAUUCACCAUGUCACACAGACAGCACGAGUCAACAUGUUUAUCCUUUGGACUGUUUAGCAGGGGGUGGUGCCAGAGCACUAGACUGGGCCACUGACCUGCAUAGUUCACUGAGGCAGAGUUGGUGGACUGUACUGCACUCAUUAUAUCAGUAAAGACAGACAUGGAGCUUGGAUCAGCGGUAAGUACAGUGAGGAGUAAGAGGGUACUGCUCGGUGACGAGAUCCGUCCUGCUGUCAUCGUAAUUAAGGAUGGAAAGAUCCGUGAGAUACUCCCAGACAGAGACUUUUCUGGAGCUGCUGCCUGUGAGGUGCUGGAUGUGGGCGACAGUGUGGUGAUGCCAGGCGUUGUAGACUGCCAUGUUCAUGUGAAUGAACCAGGCCGCACUUCCUGGGAGGGUUUCUGGACCGCCACCAGGGCUGCUGCGGCAGGAGGGGUGACAACCAUCGUGGACAUGCCGCUAAAUAGCGUCCCUCCAACUACCACUCUUGGAAAUUUUCACGAGAAGCUGCAGGAGGCGACGGGGAAGUGUUUUGUGGACACGGCCUUCUGGGGAGGUGUGAUUCCUGGCAAUCAGCUGGAGCUUCGGCCCAUGAUCCAGGCAGGAGUGGCUGGCUUCAAGUGUUUCCUUAUCCACAGUGGUGUGGAGGAAUUCCCACAUGUGACGGACGUUGAUCUACACGCAGCCAUGAAGCAGCUGCAAGGCACAGGAAGUGUCCUGCUGUUUCAUGCAGAGAGGGAUGUUCAGCCGACAACAGAAGAGAAUGGAAACCCUUGCCAGUACUCCACCUUCCUGCAGUCCAGACCAGACAUCAUGGAGAUAGAGGCAAUUCGCACCGUCACACAACUCUGCCUCCAGUACCAGGUGCGGUGCCACAUAGUUCACUUAUCCUCUGCAAAGCCACUGCAACUGAUCCAGGAAGCACGGAAGGCCGGAGCGCCCUUGACAGUGGAGACCACCCACCACUACCUCAGCCUGUGUGCAGAGAACAUACCUGCAGGGGCCACACAAUUCAAGUGCUGCCCCCCCAUCAGAGGAGCUGCUAACCAGGAGCAGUUAUGGUCCGCUCUGAAAGCUGGGCAGAUUGACAUGGUGGUGUCCGAUCAUUCCCCCUGCACCCCUGAUCUGAAGAAACUGCAGAACGGAGACUUCACUGAGGCUUGGGGAGGAAUUUCAUCUCUACAGUUUGGUUUGCCUCUGUUUUGGAGUUCAGCCAGUAAGCGAGGCUUUCAGCUGUCUGACGUGGUGAGACUCCUCAGCCAGAAAACAGCCCAGCUGAGUCGGCUGGACAACCAGAAGGGCAGCCUCGCCCCCGGCUAUGAUGCUGACAUGGUGAUAUGGGACCCAGAAAGAGAAUUUAAAAUUAAAGAAGCAAGCAUACAUCAUAAAAACAAGCUAACGCCUUACCUCGGCAUCACACUGAAAGGAGUGGUGUGUGCCACCCUCGUCAGGGGGCGGCUGGUGUUCAGAGAAGGCUCCUUCUGCCCCGAGCCUCUAGGGAAGCAUCUCCUCAUCUCCUCAGCUGUGAAGCACAACGACAACAAGCUGUGAUAAACUUACCUGAGUGUCAUGUGAAUCUGUAACAGUGCACCAUGGUGUUUUCCUCAAUUCUCUCGCACUGAACGCUUUUUAUUAGAUUUCAUGAUCUUAAAAAUUUUUACAUCACGGUUUGUUUAAAAUAUCCUCGAUUUCAGAAGUACCUCCAGAAAACAAUAUAACCUCCUGAGAUAAAUAUUCUGUGAAGAUAAUUAAUAAAAUGCAUUAUAAGCUGAUUGCAUCUUCACAAUAUCUAAUCAGAACAGCAUAUGGACCAAUGAUUAUGAGACAAUGGGCCCCUCUGCAAAAAUAUGCAUCUCUUUGUAGUUGUAGUGCAGCUUUUUCUUGGUUUGUAUCUUUGAGGUAACGUUGUGUCUUUUUGUGGUAGUUUUUGCCCAUGUUUCUACUAUUUUUGUCCCUGUAUGUCUCUCUGUUGUCAUUUUGAAUCUCUUCCUGGUCUGUACAUGUUAAUUUGAGUGAUAUUUUGCAGGUGAAGGUCAGGGGACCCCUCUUACAGUUUGGGCCCCUGGGCCUGGUUAGUAAUCCAUCCAUGCUUAUGGACAUGCAAUCAUAUAAGUCUUUGUAUCUGGAGUCAGAUGACAGUCAUCAUAGAUCUAGACACCCUAGAAAAUUUAGUCUCAAAGUUUUUAAUAAUAAACAUAUUAAUUAAAUA
Epinephelus lanceolatus (giant grouper) is the source of this 2835-nucleotide messenger RNA. RefSeq names its product Allantoinase, mitochondrial. The record is from RefSeq and is a predicted model, not a curated record. Gene Ontology annotation, biological process: purine nucleobase catabolic process; allantoin catabolic process. Gene Ontology annotation, molecular function: zinc ion binding; cobalt ion binding; allantoinase activity. Gene Ontology annotation, cellular component: cytoplasm. Lineage: Eukaryota; Metazoa; Chordata; Actinopteri; Perciformes; Serranidae.